This is a messenger RNA of Aureobasidium melanogenum CBS 110374, 1788 nucleotides long. RefSeq names its product vacuolar protein sorting-associated protein Vps17. Gene Ontology annotation, molecular function: phosphatidylinositol-3-phosphate binding. Bases 1 to 1788 code for a protein of 595 amino acids. Gene Ontology annotation, biological process: retrograde transport, endosome to Golgi; intracellular protein transport. The transcript has 3 exons. NCBI's taxonomy places the organism in Eukaryota, Fungi, Ascomycota, Dothideomycetes, Dothideales, Saccotheciaceae. The record is from RefSeq and is a predicted model, not a curated record. Gene Ontology annotation, cellular component: endosome; retromer complex; retromer, tubulation complex.
AUGGACUAUUCUUCGGCCAUAGCCAAUGACGCGGGCCGUGACCCAUGGGCCUCGUCGCCUCAGCAUGAUCGCUCCAACUUCCCCCAAACCAACAACCACGAGGUCCCACCUACCAGCUCGUUGUCGCACCAGCCUCCGGCUCCUGACGGUGACGACGAACACUACGACGACAACUCUCAAUUGCCUACCCAGAACAACCAAUACGCCUCGCAACAGCAGCAAUCGCAGCCCUACGACAACUCGACUCGCCCAGAGCCCCAGCGCUACCACCAUGCUCGUCCGCAACACCCCCCUCAACAGCCUAGCCACCACCAGCAACCACCACAGAAUUACCAACAACAGCAGCAACAGCAACAGCCCCAACAACCGAGGAAACAAUACAAGCUUCAAGCCAAGAUUACUGCCCUAGAGCGUACCGGUCGCAAGGAUCCCGUCUUGCGCUUCGACGUUUAUACCAACCUGCCCAAAUUCCGUACCACCCAAUUCCGUGACGUGCGACGCACCCAUUCCGAGUUCGUCAAGUUUGCCGACCAUUUGAUCUCGUCAAACCCUGAGGCUUUCGUCCCUGCCGUUCCUCCUCCGCUCACUGCUGCUGGUGUUGGUACUGAAGAAGAUGAAGUGCGAGUCAAGGCUUCAAUGCAGCGCUGGCUGAACACUGUCUGCUCCAAUCAUAUCCUCAUGCGUGACGAAGAGAUGGUCUUCUUCGUCGAAAGUGAUUUCGGUUACAGUCCUGUUGUCAGGCGCAAGCAACCUGCUACAGGUGUUCGUCGCAAGUACAUCAAGCAAUUUGCUCCUCCUCCGGAUGACACUCCUGAGCUUCUCGAAGCGCGUCCCGUGGUCAAGUCCUUCUAUCUCGGAACCAUGGAUCUUGGCCAGAAAGUUGACAAGGUCGUCAAGUCGCGCAGAGCUCUCGGUCUGGCAGAAUCCGAUUUUGGUGUAAAGAUGGGUCACAUGCAGGUCCAGGAAACGCAUUCAGGCUUGGGCAAUGCCUACAAGAAGCUAGGCAAGGUCAUCCAAGCCGUUGGCGACUUCCACGCUGCUCAAGGUACUGCUGAAGCCACAACCUUGGCCGAUCCUCUGCAGUACCACUCCAGCGAUGCCUUCAUCGUCAAGGAAACUCUUACCAACCGUCACAUUCUUUUGCGCGAGCUCAUUCAAGCGCAACAAUCUACUCGCAGCAAGACAAGCGCUGUUGACCGAUUGAAGUCUUCCACCUCAGUCAAGCGCGACAAGGUCGACGAGGCUCUUGCUGCCCUCGACGAAGCCCGAUCUCACGAAGCCCACCUGAAAGAAAAGACGGAUCGCGUGACCGAGAACCUCGUCCAAGAACGUCGCGAGUGGACCGCUCGCACAACCUCUGACCUCCGCGCUGCUAUUCGCGAAUACGUCAUGCGCGAGAUUGAAGCAGAACGUCGCACCCUAGCCACACUCGAGCAGGUCCGCCCAGACGUCCGCAACAUCGAUGCUUCGGGCGGUCUCUCACGCCUUGGUCGUGAAGCCCACCCCGUAAUCCGUCGCACCAGUCUUGCCAGCAGUCAGGGACCCAAAGGUGACGCAUGGAGCGGUGUCCCACGCAGACCAGAUGGCUUGAACCGCAGCAUCAGCGGCAGCUUUGCCGGUACAGGCACUGUCCCUGAAGACGCAGAAGCCGAGCAAGCUGAAGAAGGUACGACGGGCAGGAAGCGAGCUACUAGUAGUGCAAGCAGUCUGGGUCGCUUGGACGAGGACGACGAAGAUAGAAUCGAUGCUAGGAAUGCUGCGAGUCGACUUGCGCAGACGACGUUCUAG